CUACUGCGCAGACUCACAAACACAGGAAGACACAGGUCGCGCUUCCCCACAGAGGAAUUCAAGUCUUCUUAAAAAGCUCUUAGGAGCUCAUCACCACCAGUAAAGCUGUAUAAGCACCGGGUUGACGGGACCGAAGGAAGUGGCGCGUCGUACGGGGAGCUGCCUGCUGAAAUCGCCAUGAGUUACAAACCUAUUGCUCCUGCGCCAUCUGGCUCCAACCACACACCUCCAGGCUCCUCUGUGCCCUCUCCAUCCCUGCCCUCGUCAUCCAACUUUAGACCGGCUUUUAGUGACUUCGGCCCACCCUCUAUGGGCUUUGUUCAGCCCGUCAAAGUGUCUCAAGGGUCCACCUACAGUGAGCUUCUGUCAGUCAUUGAGGAGAUGAGCCGUGAGAUCAGGCCCACAUACGCCGGGAGCAAGAGCGCUAUGGAGAGGCUAAAGAGAGGUAUAAUCCAUGCCCGUGCACUGGUCAGGGAGUGUCUUGCAGAGACGGAGAGAAGCGCCCGCACAUAACCUUUUCAACAGCUCCCUUCACUCCUCACUCUUUCCUUGUAGAAGCCUGUCCUCAUCAACCAUGGUCUGUUUUACAACCUUUUUUCCCCUUCCUCUCCCACCUUUCCUUCACUGCUUUUUAUAGGUGCAUUUUGUCCUUCUUGUCUCCACUGCUCCCUGCAUUCUACCACACCAAUUUUGUUAAUCACAAACUUUCUGUGGACUCCGGGGUGUAUGCAAAAUGCAUUUUUGUAUCACUUUUCAAACAAGAGUGUGGGGAAUUUCAGCCAGUUUUUAAAUUAAGCUGUGGUUUAAAACCGUAGUAAAAUAGACAGGAAUGUUAAAAGUAUUAUUUGUUUAAUAAUGGAAAUUGACCAAGAAAGUUGGGUUUUUUUAGUGAUGAAAUGUUCCCGCUGCUAAAGUUUCUAUUCUGAACAUAACUCUGCAACCACUGAUUUUUUUUUUAAUCUUAGCAUCUUGAAUAUACCCCAUUUCUACCCACCCUUACUCUGUUUAUCAUAUUUUGUAGUGCAAACACUCACUAGAUGUUUCUCAAUCCCAACAACGCUGUACAUCUCAAGUCAGUUUGUUAGUAUGAAAAUUUUGUAAACCAGAUUUUUGCAGUUCUGUAUGUAUAUCUUAAUUAAAUAAAAGGAAAAAACCUUGAA
Molecule: messenger RNA, 1160 nt
Organism: Plectropomus leopardus (leopard coralgrouper)
Lineage: Eukaryota; Metazoa; Chordata; Actinopteri; Perciformes; Serranidae
Gene: cdk2ap2
Product: cyclin dependent kinase 2 associated protein 2
Biological process (GO): regulation of microtubule cytoskeleton organization; negative regulation of G1/S transition of mitotic cell cycle
Cellular component (GO): cytoplasm; nucleus; microtubule
Source: RefSeq, a predicted model, not a curated record